Molecule: messenger RNA, 2411 nt
Organism: Vanrija pseudolonga
Lineage: Eukaryota; Fungi; Basidiomycota; Tremellomycetes; Trichosporonales; Trichosporonaceae
Gene: phd1
Product: Histone deacetylase phd1
Exons: 4
Coding region: 103-1548 (481 amino acids)
Cellular component (GO): nucleus; Rpd3L-Expanded complex
Molecular function (GO): histone deacetylase activity
Source: RefSeq, a predicted model, not a curated record
CUUUGCAACUCGACACAUCCACUCUUACAUCGCAUCCAUCGACGCUACACUCGUCAAGACUGAGAAAAAGGACACUAGGGCGUCACUCUACGCGCUCUCGCCAUGUCCGCACUAGUAGACUACCCCACCUUCUCGGACAGCCCGUUCUUCUUCGACCGGCGCAACCUGCACAUCCCGCAGGAGGAGGGCGGCCAUGUAGCGGCCCACUCUGCUCCCCGUGUCGCGUACUUUCAUCCCAAGGAUGUCGGAAACUACCACUAUGGCGAAAGACAUCCCAUGCGGCCCCACCGCCUCGAGCUCACCAACAACCUCGUACUCGGGUACGGCAUGCACGAGAAGAUGUCGAUGUACAACCCGCGCCCGGCGACCGAGGACGAGCUGCGCGAGUUCCACGACGCGGAUUAUGUCGACUUUCUCAAGAGAGUGACGCCGAAAAAUGCCCAGACGCUCACCAAGGACUACUCGAUGUACAAUAUCGGCGACGACUGCCCCGUGUUCCACGACCUGUUCAAGUUUUGCGAGCAGUACGCCGGUGCUAGUCUUGCCGCGGCGCGCCAACUCGCCAACGAGAGCACCGACAUUGCCAUCAACUGGAGCGGCGGACUGCACCACGCCAAGAAGGGCGAGGCGAGCGGAUUCUGCUACGUCAACGACAUUGUGCUGGCGAUUCUCGAGCUGCUGCGCGUUCACCCGCGUGUGCUGUACAUCGACAUCGACAUCCACCACGGCGACGGUGUGCAGGAGGCGUUCUACUUGUCGAACCGCGUCUUGACCGUGUCGUUUCACAAGUACGCCGUCGACUUCUUCCCCGGUACCGGCAACCUGAGCGAGAUUGGCGCCAACUUGGGCAAGCACUUUACGCUCAACGUGCCGCUCCAGGACGGCAUUGACGACGAAAGCUACAUCUCGCUGUUCAAGGCGGUGAUGGAGCCCGCGAUCACGACGUUCCGCCCAAGCUCUAUCGUCCUGCAGUGUGGUGCCGACUCGCUGGGUCUCGACCGUCUCGGCACUUUCAACCUGUCGAUUGCCGCGCACGGCGAGUGCGUGCGCUUCAUCAAGGAGUUCGGAUUACCGCUGCUCGUUCUCGGCGGUGGUGGAUACCGACAGUCGUCGGUUGCCCGGUGUUGGGCAUACGAGACGGGUGUGCUCGCUGGUGUCGACCUGCCCAACCACCUCCCAAUGAACAACUACUACGAGUUCUUUGGGCCCGACUACCAGCUCCACCCGCCGCUCACUGGAAGAAUACAAAACUUCAACACACGGCAGAGCCUGGAGCGGAUCCGCAUGUCGAUCCGCGAGAAGCUGCGGUACAUGAACGGGGCGCCAAGUGUACAGAUGCAGGAGAUCCCGCCGGAUCUCAUGGGGUUCCUGGAGGCGGAGGAACGGAGUAAGGAAGAGCGGGACGAGGAGGCCAACAACGGGACGGCGGGCGAUGAGCGGAGCGACGGCCCGGGCAAGCAGAACGAGUAUUUCGAUCCCGAGGUCGCCCACGAGGACGGCGACUUGAUAACGAUUUCGUCGAGGGGGAAGCGGACAAUGAGGUUUUAGGGGGCGCCGCAGGUGCAGCGCGCACGCGCGGCGCGCUGCGGUCGCGCCCGUCACAACCCACACACGAUAACCCGGAUACGAUACCACUCCACCCGCCAUACCCAGCACGCACCGCCUUGAUGCCCUGCAUCCAUCCAUACCAUGUUGUAGCGCUAGAUGUAGAGUUCUACGAGUGCCACGGGCCGCGCCUACGAGAGGGUGUGCUCGCCGGUAGGCGUGGAGAUGACGGCGCUGAGCACGGGCCCAGCGGCAUCGCUGACGACGACCCGCGCGUCGUCAAGCCCAGCCGCAACAAAGGCCUUCUUGAGCUCCUCGGCGCGGGGGUGGCGGAUCUCGAGGCGGACGAGACGCGCCCCGACGUCGGGCAGGCCCGGGGCAACAGGAUGCGGGUGCGUGACGCCCCACUGAAUAAGGGACGGGAACGCGCCGUCGGCGGCCAGGCCGCCGUCGUCGCGCAGCGUGAGGUGCCAGUGGAGGUCGCCGCGGGCCAUAGGCUUGGGCGAGCCGACAUCAAAGCCGGCCGCCUUGGCCGCCUCGGCGGCAGCGUGCACGUCGUCAGAGCGCGCAAUCCAGUGGUGUACCCGCACCCCUGACAGGUCGGCGCUCGAGAGCCCGAACAGGCGCGGGUGGGAGGGCACAGGCGCCGCGGGGUUGAUGGCCAGGAUCUCGAGGUAGAAGUCGUCUCCGAGGUUCAGGAGCGCGUUGUGCGUCCCGUGUCCGGCGUGCUCUCCCCCUCGGCGGGGGGAGAGGGACACGCCGAGCGCGGACUCGAUGUGCGCGAUGCCCGUCGCGAGGUCGGGCGCGGUGAGGACUAUGUGGUCGGCCUUGGUAGUGGGCAUUGUGCGGGGAGGGGUUGUGCGAGG